This is a messenger RNA of Poecilia reticulata (guppy), 3840 nucleotides long. The record is from RefSeq and is a predicted model, not a curated record. NCBI's taxonomy places the organism in Eukaryota, Metazoa, Chordata, Actinopteri, Cyprinodontiformes, Poeciliidae.
CGAUGGAAGAGCUCACUAGAAAAUCUCAAGUCUGAGCCUGGUGUGAUGGAAAUUGAUGACCUUGUAUUCAAUCCAAACAUAAAGAUUGGAAAUGGAUGCAAUGGACCAGAAGUCUUUCCAGGACUCUUCUGCAACAGCCCUGUGGCAGUCAAGCGAAUUCCUAAGCAUAUCAACAAAAGCCAAUUGAAAAUAGCUAACCUUCUAUGUUCAGACAGAUUAAAAACCAAACAUCUGUUGCAGCCCCUUACUGUGAUUGAAGACACUUACUUGGCCUACUUAGUCUUGCCUCUUUGUGAAUAUAAUCUCAAAGACCUGAUCGAAAAUAAGGAUUUUCCUGAGAGACAAAACCUGACUGAGCAGUGGAGACUGGGAAUCUGUCAGGAGUUAUUGCUGGGACUUCAGGAACUGCACUCACAUGGAAUGUUGCACGGAGACCUGAGGCCUGAAAACAUCCUGUUUGAUAUCAACAAUAAAAUGUGUAUUGGAGACUUUGGAGCAAGCAGAAAUCUGGAUCCUGCAUCAUUUUCACUAACAGGUGGAACUUUGUCCUGGGCCAGUUAUGAGGAUGUUGGAGUUAUAAAAAGCAAAUACAAGAAGGAGUCAGAUAUCCAGGUAGCAGGGUACUUGGUGCAUUACAUCCUGACAGAUGGACAACAUCCCUUUCAAACUACAACCCCAUACUUCAGUGAUCCCAUCGGGCUGACUCUUAACAUCAGAAUGGCCAACUUCACUCUUCAGUGUGAGAAAAGAUGGAGUGGGCUAAAAGACAUCAUUACCCGGAUGCUGAGCAGAUCACUUGAAGAACGUCCCACCAUCGAAGAAUCCCUUAAGGCUGUCAUGUGCUUGCCACAUCAGUCUGAUAAUAAUGGAGCCACAAACAACACUGGUGUUGAGAAUCAAAGAAAAGAUGGAACCCAAACUUCAGAUGAGACGGACCUUGCAGAGAGUACUGUCAGCAAUCUGCUUGACAUUUCUGACUGUAACCCGUUGCUUUCAUCUAUGACGGAAGAGGAAGAGGAAUUUUCUGAGUUUGAAAUGGCCGUCGAGGAAGAGGGUUCCCGUUCUUUGGUAAUGUCAGAUGAAAAAGUAGAUGAUGACUCACAAUCAAAGGAAGAAGAAACUACAGAACGUGAAGUAAUCCUCAGAAAAACACCUUCUAAAACUCAACAGAAGUCACAUGGCAGUAACUCUCAACAACAUAACGUCACAGUAAAAACAUCUUCAAACACUACACACUAUCGUGUCUAUGACAAGAAGAAUUAUUGUUUUUACUGUGGAAAGUCUUUGGCAAAAAUCACAAGACAUCUGAAGCAGAAGCAUUCAGACCAACCCGAUGUGGCCAAAGCACUCGCAUACAGGAAAGGAUCAAAAAUGCAGUCCUUGCUUUUGACCAAAGUAGCAAACAUGGGAAAUUAUCAACACAACUGUUCUGUCCUGUCCUCUGGGGAAGGACAAAUCAUCCCAAAAAGGCAAGCGACACGUGAGGUAGCUGCAGCGAACUACCUACCUUGCAAGUUUUGCUUUGCUAUGUAUGUGAAGACAGAUCUCUGGAGACACCUCAAGCGUUGCAAACUCCGAGGGACAGAAGCUAGCAUUGUGACAAGAAAUGUUCAGACAAGUUCUUCCAUGAUGUUGCCCAUGAAUACUGUGAUUUCCAUUGGACUUAAAACGGUUCUCCAGGAAAUGAUGUAUGACAAUAUCACACUGUUAGUAAAGGCUGACUCCCUUAUUAUUUCACUGGGUGAGAGAAUGUUCCUCAAAAAUGGAGAAGUUGGACGCCAUCGAGCGGAUAUCAGAAAUAAGAUGAGGGAACUUGCUAGACUUGUUCUUGUUGCAAGAGACAUUGACAAGGACGUUGUCUUUUUGAAAGACUUGAUCUGCCCAAGAAAAUUCAACACGGUCCUUCAGGCUGUAAAACAGAUGACUGGGUUUAAUGAGUUAUCCAACAGAUUCGCAGUGCCCUCAACAGCACUAAAACUGCGGCAUUCUCUUGUGAAAGUGUCAUACAUUUUGCAAGGAGAGGCACUGCGUCUACAGGAUGAUGACUUAAAAUCAAAAGCAGAGCAAUUUGUCAAGUUAAUUGAACUGGAUUGGUCAACACAUGUAUCAUCCAAUGCCCUGAAAACGCUUUACCAGAAGAAAUGGAAUAUGCCGCAAAUACUGCCUUUGUCAGAAGACAUCAAAAAGCUCCAGGACCAUCUGAAAAGCCUUGAGGUAGUCUACAAAAAAAAUCUCAUUGAUCAACCAACAGCAAAAUCAUGGAGUGAACUCGCUCAAGUCACUCUGACACAGCUAAUACUGUUUAAUCGCCGCCGUGAAGGAGAAGUUUCAAGAAUGGAACUCAACACGUAUUUACAAAGGAGCCAACACGACAUGCAUGAUGAAGUUUUGGAGAGCCUUUCAAAGUUUGAAAGGAAACUUUGUGAGAAUCUCACCAGAGUAGAGGUACGGGGGAAAAGAGGCCGCAAAGUGCCUGUGCUGUUCACAACAAAUGUAAAAGAGUCUGUGGAUCUUCUGAUUAAAACUAGAGAAGAGGUUGGCAUUUCCCCGACCAAUCCCUACAUUUUUGCUCGUCCGUUUUUUGGCUGCCAAGGGAACUUUCGUGGAUGUGACAGCUUAAAACGGUUUGCUGAAAGCUGCGGAGCUAAACAACCACAGAAUCUCACAUCAACCAGACUACGAAAGCAUAUUGCCACAGUUUCACAGCUCCUAAACCUGCAAACUCACGAGCUAGACCAGCUGGCAACUUUCAUGGGACAUAAUAUUGAGGUCCACAGGGAAUUCUACAGACUGCCUGAAGAAACACUCCAAGUGGCAAAAGUCAGUAGAGUUCUUUUUGCUCUGCAAGGUGGAAUGAGUAAAUUCAAAGGGAAAUCUCUUGAAGACAUCACACCAAACAUCAACCCUGAGGAGGAAUCUAGUGACUCGGAUUCAGAUGUCCAAUCUGAAGGGACUCCUAUCAAAAAGAGUCCAAAAGAAACUCCAAAGGAUAAAAACCGUAAAGAAAGCACUGCAUCAUGCUCGUCAACUCGGGGCAUUAAAAAAUCGCCAAAGUCGCCAAGUAAAAUAGAGAAAUCCAGAAGACCCUGGUCAGACACCGAAAAAAAAGUCCUCCACAAGCAUUUCAAGGACUUCUUGGAGAAACUGAAGAUCCCUGGGAAAGUGGACUGUCAAAAAUGCUUAAAUAAUAAUCAGAUCCUAAAGGAUAAUGGAAGAGACUGGAAAGCAAUAAAAUAUUUUAUGUACAACAAAAUUGCAGCUAUAAAGAAGAGCUAAUAACAGUAAGGCCAGGAAUGAUUGGGACCUAAAUUCACGAACUUCACAUGAUGGACUAUCAAUGUGAACCUACUGGGAGCUCGCAUUAUGGUAGUCCAUGUAAAUGGAUCAUCAGUAUUUUAAAUUUAAAAUGUGAGCGGUGGAGGCAGAGGGCUGAUCAUCAUGAGCCUGGUUCUGAUAGAGGCUUCUUCCUGUUAAAAGGGAGUUUUUCCUUGUUGUGCCCUGAGAGAACAUUUGUUGGGACUUGGCUAACCUGAAUUGAAUUGUUGUAGUUAAGCUAAUUCCUUCUCUGUCGGGUCCUAAUUAUUAUUUUUUUGUUGUUGCUUAUUUUUUUCUGUUCUUGACAAAAUAUUAGAACCACUGUUUUGGAAAUUUUAUUAUUGUUUUUUUUUUUCAUCAGUUAUUGUUUAAAAGUUCUAUUACUGAAGUGCAAAGACUACUACUGCACAGUUUAUGAGAAUCUUCAUUUGACAAUCUGUCUUGAUAAUUUAUCAUGUGAAAAGCCAUUUGUACAGUAAAAGCAUGCGAGUAACUCCCAGCUUAUGAUUGUGUGAUUGCAUGUAG